AUGAAGCCCACAGACAAGCACUUUCGCUGCACGGUCUGUCAGCGGGGCUUUACGCGCAUUGAUCACUUGAAGAGACAUCAUCUUCGACAUUCCGGCCAAAAGCCUUACUCUUGCGUAUUCUGCAAUGAGGCCUUUGCGCGCUGCGAUAAUUUACGCGACCAUUACGGGGAUUGCGCCCAGCGCGGCGAUCGCCAAAUUCCCGAGACAGGCCAACGAGGCCGGCGGCGACAUGCAUGCCAAUCAUGUACCUCGAUGAAACUCCGAUGCGACGGCCAAACACCAUGCGAAUCCUGCGUGAAAAGAAAUCUCACAUGUACCAAUGCGAGAGAAUCUGUCCUCAAAGAUUCUGAUUUCAAUGAUUCUGGCAACUCAGUAUCGCCGAAGACAAUCUAUGACCCGCCAUCGGACCGCGGAUCCAUCAAAUUUCUACUUAACGGUGGCACUGACAGCUUUACAGAAGCGUUUAGGCUUCCUCCACGCAGCGAUCGGGCCCGCGGCAUGGUAUUUCACAGCCAGAAUGGGCUCGAGGACGCAGCUGAAGGAGCAUUUGCAUACAACGGACCAGGAAAUCGACCAGAGUUCGCGCCACCAUUUGCUGAACCCGACCCGGCAGCGCUACAAUUUUUUCAGGACACAUUUUUGGAUUUCUUUAGUGGACCUUUUGGUGACCAAAAGCCAUUAGAAGAUCCAUAUACAGGUCAAAUGGUCUACUCGACGCCUAUUGCCUCGGGGCAGAGUCCCAGCCUAUCCCUGCAGCCGGAGCAGCCAUUAUUUGAGCCAGAGAGGCCAUUUGCCAUGGCCCUCAUUCAGUCCAUUCUAGCUCGAGCUUGGACAGUGCCGUUAGAUGCCAAAGCCCAGGAUGAAAUAUCCACAAAUCUGAAUUACCUGUUGACAACCGCUCGAAUACGAAAAUUUGUUUACCUUUAUUUCAAAUACUGGCAACCUAGCUGCGCCAUGGUUCACAUUCCAUCCUUCGACAUGGAGACCGCAUCGCUGCCUCUCCUCGCCGCGAUCACUUUCUUUGGGGCUAUGUAUAGUUCGGAUCAAAGGGAGGCUUAUGUCGCAAAACGACUACUCGACUUCGCUGAGCUUUUCAUCUUCUCGAGUGAUGUCUAUUCGCCCGAGACUGAAGUUGCGAGCACAUUCUCGGGCAAUCAAACUCCUGAUGAUGAUGCGAGUGACUGGGCCAGAUUCCAAAAUUUUCAAGCUGGGUUUAUUAUGACAAUCGUCCAAUACUGGGCAGGUAGCCGUCCUUCUCGAAAUCGAGCAAUGGAAAACCGUUUUAGUGAAGUUGUCAAGGCAAGUCAUAUUGAAUGUGCCUUCCGAGGUGCAAAUAUGGCUAACGGGAACAGGUUGCCCGUCGACAAGGUCUAG
This is a messenger RNA of Penicillium macrosclerotiorum, 1374 nucleotides long. RefSeq lists its product as uncharacterized. NCBI's taxonomy places the organism in Eukaryota, Fungi, Ascomycota, Eurotiomycetes, Eurotiales, Aspergillaceae. Bases 1 to 1374 code for a protein of 457 amino acids. Gene Ontology annotation, molecular function: RNA polymerase II cis-regulatory region sequence-specific DNA binding; zinc ion binding; DNA-binding transcription factor activity, RNA polymerase II-specific. Gene Ontology annotation, biological process: DNA-templated transcription; regulation of transcription by RNA polymerase II. Gene Ontology annotation, cellular component: chromatin. The transcript has 5 exons. The record is from RefSeq and is a predicted model, not a curated record.